This is a messenger RNA of Serpula lacrymans var. lacrymans S7.9, 783 nucleotides long. RefSeq lists its product as uncharacterized. The transcript is spliced from 9 exons. Lineage: Eukaryota; Fungi; Basidiomycota; Agaricomycetes; Boletales; Serpulaceae. The record is from RefSeq and is a predicted model, not a curated record. Gene Ontology annotation, molecular function: oxidoreductase activity. The coding region runs from base 1 to 783 and encodes 260 amino acids.
AUGUCGACCACCCGCGUUGCAAUCGUAACUGGUGCUGCUCAGGGAAUUGGUCGCGCCAUAGCUCUGCGACUUGCUGAUGAUGGAUUUGACGUCGUCCUUGCAGAUAUCGAGUCCCAAACUGCUCUAGUGGACGACACUGUAUCCGAGAUAGCAAGGAAGGGCCGACAGGCCCUAUCUGUUCCUACAGACGUUUCGAAGGAAGAACAAGUCAAAGAUCUUGUCGCAAAGACCGUCGAAACUUUUGGGGGACUUGACGUGAUGGUUGCAAAUGCUGGUAUUGCCUCAGCCAAAUCGUUGUUAGAUGUUUCGGAGGAGGAAUUUGAUAAAGUGAUGUCUAUCAACAUAAAGGGUGUACUCUUUUGCUACAGACAUGCAGCCCAAGCCAUGAUAAAUCAAGGCAAGGGAGGUAGAAUCAUAGGGGCAUCGUCUGCUGCCGGAAAAAGGGCCAUUAAAGGUUGCGGUGCAUACAACGCCAGUAAGUCUGCGGUCCGGGCUUUGACUCAAACUGCUGCCUCAGAAUUCGCAAAAUACAAUAUUACGGUUAAUGCUUACGCUCCCGGCAUUAUUGAUACCGCUAUGAUUGAAGGCGCGUCAAUCAUGCUAGGAUUGGACGAGGUACGAGUAAUAGAUUUAGCAGAUACUAUGUCGAUUGGCCGCCCUGUCAUAGAGCGUAUCGGUAUGCCAGAGGAGGUUGCAGGCGUAGUUUCGUUUAUCGCAUCCAAGGAUUCUUCCUAUGUCACAGGACAGGCAAUAUCAGUGGAUGGAGGCAUAUACUACGGUUAA